UGUUAGUGGUCAAAGACCCCAAUAAAAAUUAAAUACAAAAGAAAUAAAGUCUGCUUAUUGCGAAAGUAAUCGAAAGGUGUGCUAAAAAUUAGGGCGUAUAAAACCAGAUACCCCAGGGAAAAUGGAAUCGGAUAUGCUGGAUAAGGAGAGCGCUGCGGCGGUCCUGAAAAAGCUAUCGCAAAGUGAAAGUCCCGAAAGUGCGAAGAAAUGGGUGCCGAAAGUGGGCGAGGGGGUGGUGGAUGGGGCGGAUGGCGAGGGGGCGCCGCCAACAAAGAGACAAAAGACUGCAGACGAAAAAGAGGAGAAUUCGGAGACCAACCUCGAGGAGAAUCCGGAGGACGACGAGGAGAGCGAGGACAGCGAAGAUUUGGAUGACGACGACGAGGAGGAGAUUCCUCUACUAAUCCCAGCCCGAGAAACCCCCCAAAAUCCCACCAAAAAUAGUCCAAGGAACUUCCAACGCAUCCCCGUUUUCAUCGUUGACUAUCAUAAUGAUGUCCUGGAGUUCGUCUAUCGCUGCUUCGCAACCCGUCAUCUUCCCCUGGCGAACAACACCCUCGUGCACUUCGAUUCCCAUCCGGAUCUGGUUAUACCGCGACACAUUGCCGCCAGUUCGGCCUACGAAAAGGACACCAUGCUCAACGAAUUGAGCAUCGAAAACUGGAUUAUGCCCACUCUAUAUGCAGGUCAUUUCAACCGGGUGGUAUGGCUUAAGAAUUCGUGGUGCCAGCAGCUGCCCAAUGGCAGGCAUGACUUCAAAGUUGGCCAAAAGGACGACCGAAUUGGCGUAGACUGUCCGCUGGACUACUUCAUUGCCGAUGGCAACUACUGCACAACCGAAGAUCUUCAGGAAGUUAAGAGCGUGGAGCUUCAAGUUCACGAUGCAGACAACGAUAGCCUCAAUCCAAAUGAAUUUUUAACAGAGAAAGAUGCCAAGGGAUUUGUACUGGAUAUAGACCUGGAUUUCUUCAGCACCUCCAAUCCCUUUUUAGAGAUCUACAAGGAUGCUGAUUGCUACAAUCAGCUGAAGGAGAUCUUUCACUUCGAAAGUGUGGAGAACGUUAAAAAGUCGGGUACUGCUUCAAUAGCCGAUUAUUUGGCCACAGCGGACAGGAGAAAGAUGCAGUUGGAUGCACUGAGGACGAUUUUCUGGCAUUUGGAGGAGGAGCGCAAUUUUGAGGGUCUGGAGAAACCAGAUGAGAGUGUGGUUACUCCCGAAGUGUAUGCCAAAAUUGUACGACUUGCUGAGCAGCUGCAGGAAAAGUAUCCGGAUGACGAAAUCGACUGGCAUUUGAUCUUCGAUUCGGGCAGCACCACCGACAAUAACGGCUUGGCCCACCACAUCAGCACCGCCGAAGAGUUGGAGACGUACUUUGCGAACUUUAAGAGAUUUUUAGAGCGACUACCAGUUCCACCAGUGGCAAUAACAAUGGCCCAUUCCGCUCAGGACGAUUAUUGCCCUCAGGAUCAGGUGGCAUUUAUCGAGGAACGCGUUUUACGGCUGCUACGGGAAGUUUUUGGAGACAGACUGCAUGAGAAAGCCAUCCUGCACUAUAUGGACGAUCCAUGGGAUGUGAUGAAGCUCUAAGCUUAUUUAUGUAUAUCUAGGGGUUUUUGCACCCGCCAUCUCCAAUUGGUAUAUGAUUUUACAAUGAAUUGAAAUCAUGCGAUAGGAGAUCACAGUAGUAACUCAAAGAUGGAAAAUCCAAUUACGAAUAUAACAAUAUUUUUUACUUUUAAAUAUACGCAACGUAUUUAUUACA
Drosophila rhopaloa is the source of this 1763-nucleotide messenger RNA. RefSeq names its product UPF0489 protein C5orf22 homolog (gene MESR6). The record is from RefSeq and is a predicted model, not a curated record. Lineage: Eukaryota; Metazoa; Arthropoda; Insecta; Diptera; Drosophilidae. Bases 122 to 1588 code for a protein of 488 amino acids. The transcript is spliced from 2 exons.